Sciurus carolinensis (gray squirrel) is the source of this 2788-nucleotide messenger RNA. RefSeq names its product FLYWCH family member 2 (gene Flywch2). Lineage: Eukaryota; Metazoa; Chordata; Mammalia; Rodentia; Sciuridae. The coding region runs from base 810 to 1232 and encodes 140 amino acids. The record is from RefSeq and is a predicted model, not a curated record. The transcript has 3 exons.
AGCUGAGGGAUCUGCACGGCCAGCGCCCGAAGGGAGCGGGGGCGCUGGGAGGAGAGAACCUUUCUGGAGGUCCACGUCUCUAAGCAGGGGGCGAGGUCUAGACCAAUGGGCGAAGGCUGGACUAAUGACGAGGGUUGGACCAUCAGGCAAGGAUUGGACCAAUGGCGACGUGUCAUCGUUGUCAAGAUGCCGGGCUGGACGGUCCAGUGGCUUGAAUGAACUGCAAGAGACCUUCCUUCCGCCCGUUCAGUAAAUCGCCCGGGGCGAAUAAGGCUUUUAAAGCAAGUGCUCUAGCUUCCUCCAUAGAGAGCCGGGUCAAGUACCCGGGAGUUCCGAGGGUCUCAGUUAAACCCACCCGCCUGCACUGUGAAGCCCGCGCAGGGACCUGAAACCCGGCUGCUGCCGCGGAAGACCUCCGGCUCCCGGGAGGACUGGAUCCCGCACCCGCCUGGUCCCAUUCACGCGUGGUGGCCACGCCCCCGCACGCCGAUUGGCCGGGCUGUGGGCUCGGGGUCGCGCGGGGAAGACCCGGAGGAGCGGAAUCCACCAAGGAAUGGGCCCCGCGACCUAGCUGCGCAUGCUCGCUCCGUGACCCCAGCUUGAGGUGACGGCCGCAGCCGAGGCCGCAGACCCCCAGCACCCCGGCGGAGGAACCCGCCGCGGCUCUGUCGCCGGCGAAGGAGGGCACGCUGCCGUCGGACAGAGUCCCUGGACUCCCAGGCUCCUGGACAGGGAAGAGGAAGAAGAAAAGAAACCCAUUAGCCAAACGCUGAACGUGGGUGACCGGAGGGCUGGACAUUGGUUCCAGGAUGUCCCUGCCUAAGUCCAGUGAUCAGGAAGGCAAGGGUGUGAAGGCCGACCAGGAGCCGUCCCCGGAGGCGGGCACGGAUGUCAUUCCGGCAGCCCCCAGGAAGCCCAGGAAGUUCUCCAAACUGGUCCUGUUGACAGCCUCCAAAGACAGCGCCAAAGUGGCUGGGGCCAAGCGCAAAGGAGUACACUGCAUCAUGUCCCUGGGGGUACCGGGCCCUGCCACCCUGGCCAAGGCCCUCCUUAAGACCCAUCCAGAGGCUCAGCGGGCCAUUGAGGCAGCCCCUCAGGAGCCUGAGCAAAAACGCAGCAAGCCGGACUCCGACUUUGGCGGCAAGGAAGACAGCGGAUUUGCAGCCACGGAUCCCGCUGGGCGCGGGGAGCCCACUGCCGCCUGCCCUGCUACACCCAGUGCGUCUGCGUAACCUUGGCAACGGCAGCUGCUGCGUCUUCACUGCCAAGCAACUGGGUGGUUCUGCUAGUCCACAGGACUUCCCAGGCGGGGUCGUUGGCGGAUUUUCACUUUCAACAUUGUAUAAUUUAAACAGAUGUUUACAUCAAGCCUAAGUUACUUUUGUAAGCAGGAAACAAAAAAUCAAAAGGAGAAUUUUAAAAGCUUUAUGCUAUUUCCCAUCAUGAACAGGUUUUAAACAUCCCAAGAUUUGAGACUUUGGGAACCUGACUCCAACUCUGCCACCCUGGGGCCCUCUCUCCCCCAUCAGCCCUCACCUGGCCCUGCCCCAGAACUGCCUGGCCUGGGUCAUCAGACUAGUGGGCUCUUCACUGGGGUUUCCAACCCCCAGGCCUCACCCCAUGGGCCUCCUCAAGCUGGAAAACCAGCUACUGACCAUAACCAGGUGAAGCCCCCGAGGUUUCCCCUUCCUGCUGCCCUUGGUCUGAAAGGGGAUGGCGGGAGCUCUGCCCUGUGCCUGAUAUCACCAGACCCUGGGUGCUGCCUGACCUUCCCCGGGGGAACCUGACUCCCUCCUGCUGGGUCCACCCAGGAUGCCCCUUAGUCACUGCCCUCCCUGGUCCAAGCUCCUCUUCCUCAGGAAGCCUCCUAGACAUGGCUCCCAGGCACUGAGCCCACCCUACUGAGGGCGGCGGCUCCAGUCCUAUGCUGUGGAAGGGGUGAGCCUGCAGCUCCUGGGGUCUGGAAAGGAUCCUGACAAAAGUGCCAAGUGGCCUCCUACAUUCUUUUCAGGUGAUUUGGGGGCUGCAGGAGAUUCCCUGGAACCUGAGCCCCUGCCCAAGCUCAUGGGGGCUGCCCUGCUGGAGGGGAGAUGAAGGGAACUCAGUUACCCUCCUCAAGGUUAGAGGUUCCCAGAGAACCCCAGGGGGCAAAGCUUUAGCCUCCAGACCUUUCACCUCGUGGUCCUUAGUUGAAAAUUGCCUCUGGGCACAAGGAAUCUUUUUUUAAAUGCUGGAUGUAGAGACCUUGUGUUCUUAAACAUUUAUUCAAAAUUAAUUAAAUUUAUCCAAAAUUGCUAGGUGCAGUGGUAAAGGCCUGUAAUCCCAGGGACUUGGUAGGCAGGAGGAUCACAAGUUCAAGGCCAGCCUCGGCCAAUUUAGCAAGACCCUGUCUUAAAAUAAAAAAUAAAAUCGAAAGGACUGGGGAUGAGCUGGGCCUGGUGGUGCACUUCUGUAAUCCUAGGGGUUUAGGAGGUGAAGGCCAGAGGAUCACAAAUUCAAGGCCAGACUCAGCAACUUAGCAAGACCUGUCUCAAAAACACUGGAGAUGUACUCAGUGGUUAAGCAGCAGCCCUGGGUUCAAUCCUCAGCAACCCCCGCCAAAAAAAGAAUUUAACUGCAUCAAUUGACUCCACAGGAAACAAAUUACCUGGUAAUUCUUACCCCAACUCCCCAUUUUGCUAUAUUAUUUUUAUAACAUUGUAACAUUUCUAUUCUGUUCUGCACCUGUAAUUGGAAAUUUCUUUUGUCUUCAUUCUUUGUUCAAAUAGAGUCCACUAUGCUCUCUCCA